UUUUUUUUUUUUUUUUUUUUGUUUUGGUUUGUUUUGUUUUUUGCCCUUCCCUUCGUUUUUCUUUUCUUGAUUCUUGUCUUUUUUCUGAAGUUUAUUGAGGUUUACGUAGGUUGUCGUUGUCAGAUCUCCGCUUUUGAAGGUGAGGUUUGUUGGUUUGUUGGUUAAUCGAAUUGGUGGUGGUGAAAAAGCAGUUCAGUGAGGGUCAUGCAUGUUUGGGGAGUCCAGUAGGAAUUGAGGCUGUGUAUAGAUGGAAAUAGGCAUCAAUCACCUGAGGAGAAUGGCGAUUACGUGGCAAAAGAGAAUGAAUUUUGAAGAAUGGGGUUCUUUUUUAUUUUAUCUUAUUUUAUUUCUUUUAUUGUUUCAUUUUUUCCUUUCAUGUUUGAUAUUUGGGAUGCGUGUAUCGGAAGAUUAGCAGGGUGUCGG
Messenger RNA from Aspergillus pseudotamarii, 423 nucleotides. RefSeq lists its product as uncharacterized. The record is from RefSeq and is a predicted model, not a curated record. NCBI's taxonomy places the organism in Eukaryota, Fungi, Ascomycota, Eurotiomycetes, Eurotiales, Aspergillaceae. The transcript has a single exon. The coding region runs from base 248 to 412 and encodes 54 amino acids.